This is a messenger RNA of Chara braunii, 1597 nucleotides long. NCBI's taxonomy places the organism in Eukaryota, Viridiplantae, Streptophyta, Charophyceae, Charales, Characeae. The record is from the annotation of a GenBank genome assembly.
GUGAUGCACACCGUUGUCGUCAACCCAGCUUCGGGCAGCAACCGCACACGGCCUUCGGCAACGGGGGGGGGCUUCCAGGCGAGCGCGGCGGGUGUUACCGUGAGUUGGGCGACAAGCACGGACUCGUUUCACCAAAGCGUGGUACGAUGAGCAGUGCUGGCGUGGCCGCUUCGAGUACGAGGACAGCGGGAUUGGCGGCCUGCCGAUUGACGACACCUACUGAUGCAACUGACGGGCGACGGAACAACGAUGAUUUGUCCGCCACAGAGGUCACGGGUCGACAGGUUUGGGACGAUCAUCGGCGACAAUCGCGUCAGUCCAGCCCGUCCGACAUAACGAGAGGGGUGGCGAAGAUGAACGUCCGGGGUGAUGACAUGCUCGUGGACUGCGCUGGAGGCGCGGGGGAGGAUUGCACAGCAGACGACGGCGACAAUGACAACGGGGAGGACGAUGACGGCGAGAUGGAGAGCGGGAAGAUGGCCGGGUCAGGUGGCGGUCGGAACGAGUCCGUGGCUAGUGAGGGAUGUGGGGACGGACAGGACGACGAUCAGGGAUCGACGAGGGAUUCGACRUUCAGCGGUGGUAGUGCAGGCGGGGGCGGUGAAAGGAAGAAUGUCAGACAACCGACCUUCGAUGCGAUCGCCGACAUCAUGGAUAAGCACAGGAAGAUGAUGGCGACAACGGGGGACAGCGCGAGCAAGAGGCAGUGUUCAGUUUUGACGAGGCAAUGCGACAUUCUCGAGCGAGAGGUGGAGGUGCAGAAGGAGCACUACGAGAAGGCUGACCAGGCGAACCUGAUGAUGUGCAACUCUCUUUUGGAGAUCGCGAAAGCGAUCCGCGAGCGAUCUAGACGUCUCUCGGUCACGCGUCUCCGAGGGGUGGGUGGCAUGCCCUUUCGAGCUCCAGUGAGGUCCUCCUGCGCGCCGACAUUCAAUGUCGGACCAAUUGAAGGAUGCCCUCCAUUGGGCGGGGAAAAUGGUCUGCACACGGUCAUUGAAGGGGCGGGCUUCAGACAAGUCGUCGUUGGUGGCGCCACCGGAACGUCGCCUAGGAUACACAAGGCGCAAGGGAUUGUCAUCAACGAGGCGCUCGUGCAGAGGCAGGUUGCGGUGGUGGGUGAGGCGAUGGCAAGCGGAGUUCGCACACCGAUCGUCCUGGUCGUUGGGGGCGGUCGACUUGACAAGGCAGUGAUCGGGGCAGUCCAACCACGUCAGGCACUCCCUGCGCAACAAGCAGGGGGUUCAAGCGCGGCGAUAACACCGCCCCCGCAAAAGAAAGUGGACCUAGGCGGCAAUCGGACGACUUCGGGAGAUCAUCAGACUUUUGCAAGCGGAGUCGCGGAAGGUGUGGUAGAGGGGAGGGUCGAUGACGUGCGCCACAAAGAUGGUAAAAGAGAUGGGCGACAGGAAGACGAUGAUGACGACGACCGACCCCUUGCCAGCAGGCGGAAAAGAACUGCAGAGGAGGUUAAUCUGGAGGAGAGGUCGAAGUUGUGGGUUGAUUGCGACACUUUUUGGGGUUAAGGCCCCGAAAAGUUGUUGAGGGAGGCGAUUGGCGACUUCGCCGACUACUUCGUCGCCAUCGCCAAUGGAGACGC